GGAGACGCCGGAGGCGCCGGGCAGCGGGAGGCGGGGGAGUCAGCGGCGGGGCCACGCGGUGCUUGCCGUGAUCGGCGAGGUCGGCACCGAGCAAGAGCGGGAAACGCUGCGCCGGAGCCUCGAGCGCGGUCUUCGCUCAUGGGACAUUGACCUCUCUUCCUGUGACCUUAAUCAGCAACUGAGACUGUUUGUUACGCGUCAUCUUGCACAUUUUUCAUCGGAGGUCAAAGGUCAGAGGACCCUCCACCACCAGAGUGAGGACCUGGACACAGUCAUCCUAGUAAACCCUGAUGAACAGAGCACUGUGUCAGAGGUUCGUUCCUUGAUAUGUGACCCUUCUGCCUACAAGCUGCUGGUGCUCUGUGGACAGAGCACAGACCAAGAAGGAGAUUUGAUCCUGCAGGCUGGGACCUUCACCUACCAGAAAUUUGCUGAGAUCCUUGCAGAUCCAGAGGUUGCCCAGCUUCUCAGCAACACAGAUCCAGCUUCCAAGGCCUCCCUGACCGUGUCGUGCUUGGGAGAGGGAGAUUGGAGCAACCUUGGACACCCCCAAUUCCAGGACCUUCUCAGUCUGAGACUGAACCCUGACCCAAUUCUGCCAGAGAUGGAUGGGAUCUCUGAGUUUGCCGAGUAUGUCUCUGAGACAGUGGAUGUCCCAUCUCCCUUUGACCUCUUGGAACCCCCAACCUCAGGCGGCUUCCUCAAGCUGUCCAAGCCCUGCUGCUACAUCUUCCCUGGAGGGAGGGGGGAUUCAGCACUCUUUGCCGUCAAUGGGUUCAACAUCCUGGUGGAUGGCGGUUCAGAGAGGAAGUCCUGUUUCUGGAAGCUGGUGCGGCACCUGGACAGAAUUGACUCUGUUCUCCUGACCCACAUUGGGGCCGAUAACCUCCCUGGCAUCAAUGGUCUCUUGCAGAGGAAGAUCGCUGAGCAGGACGAGGAGCAGUCUCAGGGCUCCACCAACUACAGUGACUGGAUGAAGAAUCUCAUCUCCCCUGAGCUCGGGGUGGUUUUCUUCAAUGUCCCUGAGAAGCUCAAAAUGCCCGAGUCUUCCAUGAAGGUCAAGAGAAGUAUUGAGGAGGCUAGCCUGACCCUGCAGUACCUCAACAGGCUGGGCGUGAAGCCAGAGCCCCUCUACAGGGUGGUCAGCAACACAAUUGAGCCCAUCACCUUGUUCCACAAAAUGGGCGUUGGGAAACUGGACAUGUAUGUCUUGAACCCAGUCAAGGAGAGCAAGGAGAUGCAGUUCCUCAUGCAGAAGUGGGCUGGGAACAGCAAGGCCAAGACGGGCAUCAUUCUGGCCAAUGGGAAGGAAGGGGAGAUCUCUGUACCCUACCUGACCUCCAUCACCGCCUUGGUUGUGUGGCUCCCAGCAAGUCCAACAGAAAAAAUAGUGCGAGUUUUGUUCCCUGGGAAUGCACCACAAAACAAGAUUUUGGAAGGGCUUGAGAAGCUCAGGCACUUGGAUUUCCUGAAGUAUCCUGUUGCUACGCAGAAGGAAAUUGCCUCUGGCCUUCCCACCCUGGCACUCAAGCAGACCAAGAUCAAGCAGAGGGCAGACAGCAAGGAGAGCCUCAAGUCUUCUAAGCCGGCAGCUGCCAAGGCAGGUGGUGAGGAGGGAGCAAAGGAGGUGAAGUCCGAGGUCCUCAAAGAGGCCAAGACAGAGAAGAAGGCCAAGGAGCCACUGGAAAAGCCCCCCAAGGCAGAGAAAGUAAGAAUGGACUCCACCGAUGCCCUCAAAGCAGAGAAAAGGAAACACAACAAAGACAAAAUGGGUAAGAAGCACCUCAAGGAGAAAGUGUCUAAGCUGGAGGAGAAAAGGGACAAGGAGAAGAAAGAGAUCAAGAAAGAGAGGAAGGAGAUUAAGAAAGACGAUGGGAAGAAAGAGGAAAGGAAGGAGUCAAAGAAAGAAGACAAAAAGAAGGAAGCCAAGCCAGAGCUGAAAAAGAUUUCAAAGCCAGACUUGAAGUCAUUCACUCCUGAAGUGAGGAAGACCUUGUACAAGGCAAAAGCUCCUGGCCGGAUCAAAGCGGAGAAAGCUCGCAGCAAAGCUGAGAAGGACGCUACCCAUGGAGAGCCAAAGAAGGCAUUGCCUGUGCCCAGGAAGCCACCAAGCCAGCCCCCAGAACCAGCAGGCGUGGCUGAGCACAGGCUGGUCUUUUCUUCCCCAGAGGACCUCACCAAGGACUUUGAGGAGCUGAAGGCUGAAAAGCAGGCCAGGCUUCCAGAGGCACCUGGUCCUGCAGAAGGAGAGACAGGAAAGCAGGGGCUUAGUGAUGUGGCUGCUCAGGAGACAGACCUGAUCCCAGAAGGAGUCAGUGGCCCAGACUCCUGGUCCCAAGUUGCAACAGAGGAGGAAACAGGCAAGGAGGGAGGAGGGGAAAUGUCCAAAAGACCUGAUGAGAGAGCAGCAGCCUUGGGGGAGCCCCUUGAGAGAACAGCAGAAGUCUCCGGAAAAGAAGCUGGAGAGGAGAGAGAUCCAAUGCAGGCCUCCGGUGACUACUCGGAAGACAAAUAUUCUGCUUUGGAAAUGAAGUGGAUGGAGACACAGGCAGAGAGGCAAAUGGACAGGAGAGAAAAGGGAUUGGAACAGGCAGAGCUGGAGGGGACCGAACAGCCCCUUGCAGAGGCCAAAGAGAAAGAGGCAGAGAAGAGUGAGCUUUCUGUCUUCCAGCAGCCAGAAGGUCCCCUCUUUCCCUCCAGAGGGAAGGAAAAAGAGGCCAAGGGGGAAAGCAGACUGCCUGGGAAGCAAAGGAUGGGCAAGGGGGAGGAGGAGGAAUCCUGCCUGGGCAGUGCUCCAGCCCCACUUGGAGAACACAUCUCCUACAUCCAGGAUGAGACCAUCCCUGGCUACUCAGAGACAGAGCAGACCAUCUCCGAUGAAGAGAUCCACGAUGAGCAGGAGGAGAGGCUGCCCCAGCUCAAGACAGAUAUUAGCUCCUCUGACAUUGCAGUGCCAGACCAAACUGGCUCCUUUGAAGCUAUCCAUGGGAUCCAGGCCAUGGCAGCUGCUGGCCAAGACCCUGCAGUCCUUGCCUACCCCACCAACAUUGUAGCUGCCCCCUUGGCGGAAGAGGAGCAUGUUUCUUCAGCAACAUCUAUCACAGAGUGUGACAAGCUCUCCUCUUUCGCCACAUCUGUCGCAGAGGACCAGUCUGUUGCCUCGAUAACAGCACCACAGACAGAGGAUACUGGCAAAAGCUCCUUGCUGCUGGAUACAGUGAACAGCAUCCCUUCCUCUAGAACAGAGGCUACCCAAGGUCUGGACUAUGUCCCCUCUGCUGGCACCAUUUCUCCCACAUCUUCACUAGAGGAGGACAAAGGCUUCAAGUCUCCACCUCCGGAUGACUUCCGUAUACAAGCAGAAGGUGAGAGAAGGCUUGAGGCCUUCAAAAAGGGCCUGCAGCAGCAACAGGAACCAGAACAGGAGGAGGAGGAGGAGGAGGAGGAGGAAGAAGAAGAUGAGACACCAAAUAUUGAGAAGCCUUGGAGAGUGCAGGGUCAUUAUGAUGCACCUUUGUUUUCUCAGCAAGGGCCCCUGGGAGAUGGUUUAACAGGAGUGCCAGUGGAAGGAUCCCAAGAGGCCAUGCUGAUACUUGAUGGAGAAGCCCAGUUGCUGCAGGUAGUUGCAGGCUCUGGUGAGGCUGAAGAGCGGUGCAUGAGCCCUGAUGACAGCACAGUCAAGAUGGCAUCUCCCACCCAGUCGGGCCCCACCAGCGCUGGGCACACACCUUUCCACCAGUCCCCUGUAGAGGAGAAAUCGGACACUGUGGAGGCUGAGGUGUUUGACAAGUCUUCUGGGGCCCCUGUGAAAUGGGAUGAAGAAAGAAGUCCCAGCAAGGCCACUGAGAUCUCCAGGGCUUUUGAAGGAGAGGUCGCUGCUACUGAGGGGCUCUUUUCUGGGGGGAAAGAGGCAUCAGCUUUCCUUCAGGACAAGCCUGUCUUGGAAAGUGUGGCUGCAUCAGAAUCUGCAUCUGUCCAGAGUGAGGAUCGGAGACUGCUUCUUGAGAAAGAGGAGCUGGCCAUCAGCUUCUACCACAAGCAAGAGACCCUGGACAUUUCUGACCUUUAUCCUCUCACCAAAGACACACUUCUAGAGCCCAGAGAGGACUCUCCAUUGAAUGGAGCAGACACCACUGAGGAAGCCUCCCAGGAAAGCAUGAAGUGCCCUGCCCAUGAGGUGCUCUUCUCUGCAGCUGAAAUUCCUCCCCCAGAAGGGUGGGAGGAACUUUCCGAUAGAGCUUUUGGUGAGAGUUCUUCACAAGUGCCCACAAAACCGCUUUCACCAGAGGAAGCAAAGGUGUUCCCAUUUAUUGAAGACACUCCUGGGAAAGCAAAAUAUUCAGAUGAUUUUGCCAUUCAAAAAUUGCCAGAAGGUGGGAAUGCCCUACAUUUCACAGAACGCAGCUUAGGCCAAGAGGGACCCCCCUCAGUUGCUAUCAAAUACACUUCCCCAGAAGGCAGCGACAUUUCUGUGAGCCUUAGUGAAGAAACCUCUUUGCACUUGUUCACAGGAGAGAGUUCUCAACCUGAUGUUCAGUCCCUGUCUACAAAAGAGGACCCUGCUCAGAAGUCCUCAUCAGACGUGUUCACAGAACAAUUCUCUCCUGAAAUGAGCUACCAGGCUUACACAGAGCAGAGCCCUUUUGGAAGCAAAACAUCUGAAGCUUUGGCCAAAGACAAUUCGCUCAGUUCCCUUUCAUUCCCUGGGAAGGAUCCAUUCCAAGACAGCCAUGCCACCCUCACAAUGUCUUCUGCAGACACCUUUAUGGAUGAUGCCAGAACUGUAUCCUUAGCUGAAAAAGAGCCCAUCAAAGAACCAUCUCCAAGACCUUCCCCCAAAGAAAGUCCAGAUUCAAAGUCUUCAAGCUUCACAGAACCAAGCCCAGUUCUAGAGAAGGAGCCCUCGCAAAUCUCCUCUGAGGAGAUGGGGCCUUGUCAGUUGCUGGAAGAGGAGCAGGAUACUGAAGAGGAGGAGGAGGAAGAAGAGGAAUCUCCAGAAAUGGAAGAUAUUUAUCUGAAAGACACAAACUCUGAGAAGAAAGUGUGGUUUCCAGAGGAGAUGAAGGAAGUGCCAUGCGAAGAGCAAAAGCCAAAGUAUGGGAAAGAAAGAGGGGAAUGUACCUUCUUGGAUGAGGAAGUAGAAAAACGUGAAACAAAGGCUCCUCCUCCCCCCAAGACUGAAGAGGGAGUGAUUUCUCACUCUGCAACAGAGUCUGAAGAUGACAUUUCUGGACUGGCCAUGAAAGAUAUUUGGGACUCAGGAUAUAGGCACUUCCAUGAAGACUUUGCCACUCUGAAGCAAGAGACACCUCCUGAGAAUCGCUUUCCCCAUGUAAGUGACAAGGUUGUGGCCCAGCAGAUGCCAGAAACAUCAUCUGACCAAACACAGGCAUUUCCACAAGCAGCUGCUGAACACAGUGCCCUGGACACAAAGGAAUCCAAGAUGCCUGGCUCCAUAAGCCCCCGCUCUCCUGGGCUAGAAAGUGUGUCAACAUCCGGCCUGGAAUGGGCCAUACUGUCCCCUCCACACCAGGUCAAGAUUCCGCCUACAACAGGGUGGAGGGAGGAGUCCCCACCUGAGCAAGCUGAGGAGGAAGUGGCCACAGAGCCAUGGUCCAGCUCUGUGGUGGAGCCUCCUGCUUUGGAAGAGGAGAGAGAAGCAUCUGCACCAGAGCAGCGAAAAUCCCCUGCAGUAGACCAAAGUGUGCCCACGCUCCAAUUAGGAACCACAGAGAGGAGAUCAGAGGGUGAUGAUGUCUACAAAAGCAAGUGGGAUCCCAAAGAGAUGCAGGACAGAGAGCAGGAGGCUGAGGUGGAAUCUCACACUUGCUCAGAGGAAAGCCAAAAGGAGCAGGUUGUGAGGGCAGCUCUGUUGAGUCCAAUAGGAUCCCAGGAAGUCAUGGCCCCUGCAGUUGUGGAACCAGGGAAGAGUGAGUCCACCCACCUUGGAGGAAGUGGAGACCUUGCAACCCCUUUGCAGGACACAGUCUCGACUGACCAAGCAGAGCAUCACUCCUGGCUCAGCACCACAGACUCUCCCAGUCAGUCUGGGCUCUGUGAACCCAAAGUUGACACUCUUGGGAAAGGGGAAGAGAGAGAAGCAACUCCUUACCCUCAUGAGAAGACUUUCCAUUAUGCAGAUAUCUAUGAGAAUGUUGUCAUGUCUAGCAUUGGCCACUUUGGAAAAGAUGUGGGUCUCAAGAUAGGGACAGCCCUUUACCCCAUCUCCUCCAAGGAAGAAGAGUCUUGCCUCUACACUCCUACUGAGAAAGAGCUCUCGUCUCCAGUUUCCCCAAAGGACAUAGCAGAGCCCUCCUUUGAGUAUGCAGAGGUCCAUGCCCAGGGCCAUCCUCUUCAGAUAGCAGAGAAGCCCAGUGUACCACAGAGCUUGGCAGCCCAGGACAACCCACAGCCUGAUGAAAGCCUUGCAGACUCUUCACCUCUUCUGCCAGGAAGUCUGGUGAGCUCCCUGCCUGCAGCCUCUCUGGGGGACAAAGGCUUUACCUCCCACACUGAUGUGGCAGGUGUGCUGAAGCAGGAGACAGAUCUUUACAUUGAAGGUGCCCACCCUCCAGAUGCAAACAUCAGCCAGGAGCAAAGGUCUCCUUCUCCCAAGCACUCCUUGCCCAAGGAUAUGUACUAUGAGCAAGCCAGAAGGGGGGAAGAGAGUGCCAGUGACUCAGAGCUGGAGAAGGGUGCCAAGGAGAAAUCUGAAAAGGAAUCCAAGCACCCAGGGGAGCCCCCUUCAGCUCUGAAGCCAGCCAGUGAGAGGGAAGAGGAACCCUAUGCAGACAUUUCAGGAUUGGAGAAGGAGGACUGUCUGUCAGUGACAUGGCAAGGAGCAUCCUAUGGUGCAUUGUUGGGAGAGGAGAGUCAGACAGAGAGAACAGCCUUGAAGGCUGAGGAUGUUGCUGCCUAUGGCAGCCUUGCAGGUCCAGAAAGGCAGGAAUGGGCCUCAAGCAAGCCAUGCUCCAAAAAGGAGGUGGAAGAAGAAGAGGAGGAGGAGGAGGAGGAGGAAGAGGCAUCCAUAGGGAAAGGCUUUGAUGAUACUGACUCCAAAGGCUUCUGCUUUGGUUCUGCUGCUAAAGAGAAGGACCCUCCAAAGGGCCCAGCGCUGCUGACUAAAGGGCUGGAUUGCUCUUCCUCAGGCUUUGAACUCUCUUCCCUGGGCAUGCACCAGCCAUCCAUCCUGUUCCGACAUGAAGCACAUUUCUCGUCCCACUUACGGGACAAAUCCCUCGCUUUUGGCAUCCCUGAUUCUGACCCCUUUGAAAAGGGCAAGAGAGAUGAAUACUUGGAGGUAUCCAAAAAGGUUUCUAGUGAGGAUUCAUCGUUCCCAGCAGGAGGAGGGAAGCUUCUCUCUGGGGCACCCCAAGAGCAGCAGCCGCACAGGGAGUCAUCUAGCUCUCCUGAGGAAACCUUCUUGAGGGCCUCCAUCUCAACACAUCCGGCAGUCAGUGAGAGCCCCUUGUUCCCCCCCUAUCGAGGAACAGUUGCUGGGCCAGAUGCCCAGAGAGCACAGCAACCCACGUCCCCACAGCUUCCAGCAGGUUCUGCAAAGAUGUUUUCAGGUGAAAUGGAAGGAGAUGCCUCUGCCAGCUUGGGCCUGCCCUCUCUGCCCACUCAGCAGUCUGAGUCCAGCUGCACAGUUAGCUGCACACAGCAGCCCUCAAGCCCUGGAGAGUGGCCAGCAGCCACUCCCCUCCCUGACAUCCUGGCUGUUUCCCUCCACUGCCAGCAGGAGGCAGCUGCCACUGCCAAUGGGCCCACAGAGGUGAGCCUCAGCCCCCUUGCUUUCCAUGGUGGGCCACAUCUCACAGGGGCAACAAAGAGUGAGGAGGAGGAGGAGGAAGAAGACGAUGACGAGAAGGAGGAUGACGAGAAGGAGGAGGACUGUGAGAGACAAAGCCGUCCCUCUUCCUUGUUGAGCUGUGAGCCAGCUUUCCCGCCCUUCUUUCCAGAUGCCCAGCAUGGCAGCCAAGCAGAGGAUCAUGGUGACGCUUCCCAUGAGUUGGAGCCAUCUCUGGGAGCCACCUCGGAGUACGGGCAGAGGUUCUCAUGUGAGUAUAAGCAAAGGAAGGGAGAGCUGUCCCCAUCGUUCAUCAAUCCCAGUCCUCAGGAUUCAUCAGAGGAGAGUGAAUGUUCCCAGGCUGAAGGUCAUCCUUCUGUGAAAGGAAGGCCACACUCCAUCUCUGGUGGCAAUAGGCCCCCUGCCACAGCAGAAGAAACUCCCCCCACCUCUGCAAGUGACUCUGGCACCUCCCAGUCUGACUCUGAUGUCCCUCCAGAAACAGAGGAGUGCCCCUCCAUCACAGCCGAUGCAGCCAUGGACUCUGACGAAGACGCCGAUUUCCUCCCAGUGGAUAAAGCUGUGGGCAGCUCCCAUCACAGCAGCAGCAGCAGCAGCAGCACAAGAGCUGGUCAUGACCCCCCACCCAUCACCCUGGUGGACCCCCAUCCUCACCCUCCACACCCAGAUGUCUGCAUGAUGGACCCCGAGGUGCUGCUCAAUGAGCAGAACAUGAGCAGGCCUGACAAAAUAUCCAAGAAGGAUCUGAAGGAGAAAAACAAAGGGGUGAGGAAGCCACUGGGCAAGCCCAAGUCCUCUUCUCCUGCCCGGAAACCUGAGAAAUGGUCCCCGACCCCCUUGAAGCAACAGCCACCAGACCGGCCUCCAAAGCCAGCACUGGCCAAGAGAGAGAAGCCCCUCAAGGCCCAUGGGGAAGAAACGGGUCCCCCCAACCCUGGCAAGAACCUCGUCAACGGCGUCAAAACCAGCCCAGUCUCCAGCAACCCCAAAAGCAGCUCCUCUGUGCCCCCUGGGCCCCCCAUCUAUGUGGACCUGGCUUACAUCCCCAAUCACUGCAGUGGGAAGAACACAGACCAGGAAUUCUUCAAGAGGGUCCGGGCCUCCUACUACGUCAUGAGCGGCAAUGACCCAGGCAGCGGGGAGCCCAGUCGUGCAGUGUUGGAUGCCCUCCUGGAAGGGAAGGCCCAGUGGGGGGAGAACCUGCAGGUGACUCUCAUCCCAACACAUGACACGGAAGUGACCCGGGAAUGGUACCAACAGACCCACGAGAAGCAGCAGGAGCUAAGCAUCAUGGUCCUGGCCAGCAGCAGCACAGUGGUGAUGCAGGAUGAAUCCUUUCCUGCAUGCAAGAUCGAGUUCUGAGGCGCCCUGGCUGCAGCAGCACAUCUCAUCCGUCCAUCCGCCUCCCCCCCCCCCACCAUGCAGCACUGGGAGAUCCAUUGACUCACAGCGCAAGUCUCCUUCCUGUCCCAAAUGUGGUCUGGAUUUGCUGGGCAGACACUGCCUGCACAUGGCUCUUGUUUGCCACCAUGCCCAGGACGUGUCCAGCAUGCCUGGAUGUGCGUGGAGUGGAGGGACCCUCUUGGGAGCUGCUUCACUUUUCCAGAUUUAUUUUGCUGCCUCCGUCAUUGCUGUAGAAUAAUUCAGCUGCCUUGAUGCUGCUUGCGAAAGUGCUCCCCACUCCUUCCCCGCUUCCUUGCCUGAGGGCUCUUCUGCAGGGCCAGACCCCAAUAACUUUGUCCGACUUAGCCCACGGGGUAGCUUCAGAUGGAAGCAGCACAAGAGACCAGUAAAAAGGAGGACUAGAGCAGGAAGAGAAAGAGAGACACCAUUCCUCAGCCUCUCAGGUGUGAAGUGAGAACUGAGCUGGGAGGAGGAGGAGGAGGAGG
Molecule: messenger RNA, 9699 nt
Organism: Lacerta agilis (Sand lizard)
Lineage: Eukaryota; Metazoa; Chordata; Lepidosauria; Squamata; Lacertidae
Gene: MAP1A
Product: microtubule associated protein 1A
Exons: 7
Coding region: 605-9172 (2855 amino acids)
Biological process (GO): regulation of microtubule depolymerization; axonogenesis; microtubule cytoskeleton organization
Cellular component (GO): microtubule; neuronal cell body; microtubule associated complex
Molecular function (GO): microtubule binding; actin binding
Source: RefSeq, a predicted model, not a curated record